Molecule: messenger RNA, 516 nt
Organism: Zygosaccharomyces rouxii
Lineage: Eukaryota; Fungi; Ascomycota; Saccharomycetes; Saccharomycetales; Saccharomycetaceae
Gene: ARC19
Product: Arc19p
Exons: 1
Coding region: 1-516 (171 amino acids)
Biological process (GO): actin filament polymerization; Arp2/3 complex-mediated actin nucleation
Cellular component (GO): actin cytoskeleton; Arp2/3 protein complex
Molecular function (GO): actin filament binding
Source: RefSeq, a predicted model, not a curated record
AUGUCCCAAUCACUACGUCCUUAUUUGACCGCCGUACGCUAUUCCCUCGAAGCUGCUCUAACAUUGAGUAACUUUUCAUCACAAGAAGUGGAAAGACACAAUAGACCUGAAGUGGAAGUACCCAACACAAGUGCAGAACUUCUAUUGCAACCAAUUCACAUCUCUCGUAACGAAAAUGAACAAGUCUUAAUCGAAUCAAGUGUAAAUUCAGUCCGUGUUAGUAUUAAGGUGAAGCAAGCAGAUGAAAUUGAACAGAUUUUAGUACACAAAUUCACACGUUUCUUGGAACAACGUGCAGAAUCUUUUUACAUUUUAAGACGUUCGCCAAUGCCAGGAUUUAGCAUUUCAUUCUUAAUCACAAAUAAACAUACAGAAACUAUGAAAACGGGGAAAUUGGUAGAUUUUAUCAUCGAAUUUAUGGAGGAAGUGGAUAAAGAAAUCAGCGAAAUGAAGUUGUUUCUUAACGCAAGAGCUAGAUUCGUGGCAGAAGCAUAUUUGGAUCAAUUCGUAUAUUAG